Messenger RNA from Acaulospora morrowiae, 150 nucleotides. Lineage: Eukaryota; Fungi; Glomeromycota; Glomeromycetes; Diversisporales; Acaulosporaceae. The record is from the annotation of a GenBank genome assembly.
UCAAAAUACCCAAUCAACCAAGACACUGGAACCAUCUCUUUAACAUCCACUUCCGAUUUAUUGAGGACCGAUGAACUGAAAAGAUAUCGCAAGUAUUGGUGGAAAACUGGUAAAUUGCACUCGAAGGCCAGGUGGGAAGAAACAAUGUAA